CCUUGGGGCCCGCCGCCUCGGCCAUGCAAGUGCCACUGCAACUGGUGAGCACCGCUGGCAACCCACCCGGAGUUGACAACCGCAGAAAGACGCAGACACCCACUGACCUCCAGGCAACAGAGCGAGGUGGAUGGAACUCUACGAUCUCUUUCUCUCCAAGGACGGAAACCUCAUCCAAGCAGUCCCAGAGGAAACCGACAAAGGUAUUUGAAAGGGAGCAAGCGGCCCCAAAUCGCAAAAUUGAGCGACUGUGGGAGUUAUGCGCCAAUGCCCCAGUGACAGCGGGACACGGAGAGGGGAAGUCUGCGUUGUACAUAAGGACCUAGGGACUCCGAGCUUGGCCUGAGAACCCUUGGACGCCGAGUGCUUCCCUUAUGGGCUGCGCUCCUCAACUCUGCUCCAAAGCAGCCGCUGAGCUCAACUCCUGCGUCCAGGGCGGUUCGCUGCGCGGCAGGACGCGCUUAGUACCCAGUUCCUGGGCUCUCUCUUCAGCAGCUACUUUGAAAGCUCCCACGCACGUCCCGCAGGCUAGCCUGGGAACAACACCGGGGUAAACCGUCCCCAGAACGUGACCUAGAGGUACCUGCGCAUGCAGAUGGCCGAUGCAGCCGCGAUAGCUACCAUGAAUAAGACAGCAGGCGGGGACAAGCUAGCAGAACUCUUCAGUCUGGUCCCGGACCUUCUGGAGGCUGCCAACACGAGUGGUAACGCGUCGCUGCAGCUUCCGGAUUUGUGGUGGGAGCUGGGGCUGGAGUUGCCGGACGGCGCGCCGCCAGGACAUCCUCCGGGCAGCGGCGGGGCAGAGAGCGUGGACACCGAGUCCCGGGUGCGGAUUCUUAUCAGCGUAGUGUACUGGGUGGUGUGCGCCCUGGGGUUGGCGGGCAACCUGCUGGUGCUCUACCUGAUGAAGAACAUGCAGGGCUGGCGCAAGUCCUCUAUCAACCUUUUCAUCACCAACCUGGCACUGACGGACUUUCAGUUUGUGCUCACCCUGCCCUUCUGGGCGGUGGAGAACGCUCUUGACUUCAAAUGGCCCUUCGGCAAGGCCAUGUGUAAGAUCGUGUCCAUGGUAACGUCCAUGAACAUGUACGCCAGCGUCUUCUUCCUCACUGCCAUGAGUGUGACACGCUACCACUCGGUGGCCUCGGCUCUGAAGAGCCACCGGACGCGAGGACACGGCCAGGGCGACUGCUGCGGCCGGAGCCUGGGGGACAGCUGCUGCUUCUCGGCCAAGGCGCUGUGUGUGUGCAUCUGGGCUUUGGCCACGCUGUCCUCGCUGCCCAAUGCCAUUUUCUCCACCACGGUCAAGGUGAUGGGCGAGGAGCUGUGCCUGGUGCGCUUCCCGGACAAGUUGCUGGGCCGCGACAGGCAGUUCUGGCUGGGCCUCUACCACUUGCAGAAGGUGCUGUUGGGCUUCGUGCUGCCGCUGGGCAUCAUUAGCUUGUGCUACCUGCUGCUGGUGCGCUUCAUCUCCGACCGCCGCGUAGCAGGGCCGGAAGGAGGGGACGCGGUAGCCAGAGGAGGCCCGGUCGGAGCCAGCGCCCGGAGACUGUCGAAGGUGACCAAAUCAGUGACCAUCGUUGUCCUGUCCUUCUUCUUGUGUUGGCUGCCCAACCAGGCGCUCACCACCUGGAGCAUCCUCAUCAAGUUCAAUGCAGUGCCCUUCAGCCAGGAGUAUUUCCUGUGCCAGGUAUACGCGUUCCCUGUGAGCGUGUGCCUGGCACACUCCAACAGCUGCCUCAACCCCAUCCUCUACUGCCUCGUGCGCCGCGAGUUCCGCAAGGCGCUCAAGAGCCUGCUGUGGCGCAUCGCGUCUCCUUCGCUUACCAGCAUGCGCCCCUUCACCGCCACUACCAAGCCGGAGCCCGAGGAUCAGGGGCUGCAGGCCCUGGCGCCGCUCCGAGCGGCCACGGAGCCGGACCUGCUCUACUACCCACCUGGCGUCGUGGUCUACAGCGGGGGGCGCUACGACCUGCUGCCCAGCAGCUCUGCCUACUGAUGCGGGCCUCAGGCCCAGGGCACGCCGUCGCGGCAAGGUGGCCUUCCCUGGGCGGUGAAGGAGGGGAACGGAUUAAGGAGGGUUUGGGGCAGAGUCGGGCGCGGGGGAAGCAUUUAAGAAGUAGGUGAGAGGAGGAUGGACAGAGCAUGGAGGAGGAGCCUGUGGAUAGGCUGGAGGACCUUCUCUGGAGAGGGGAUGCUUCGAAAUCAGGUGGAGAGAGGAAGCUGGCAAAGGGGCAGAGAUGAGCUCUACGGGCCAGACCGCCAACCUCCGCUCCGCACCCCACAGCCUUUCCUUACUCUUCCCACGCUGGGCAGUGUGAAGGCGCCCAGAAGCGGAGAGAAGCAGCAAAAAUGUAGAUAAAUUGGCACACCGAGCAGGGCUUAGCCAAAUGAUGCGCAGACAAUUGUGCCCGUUUAUUCCUGCGACUUCUGCGGAGAGUGCAGCCGCCGCCACAAAGUCUCCUUUGCGCCUUGGCUAACGAGACUGCAGCAACACCAAGGUCCUACUUGCUGCGGGGCUGCCCCAGGAAUCUAGAGCUAGGAGGCAAGAAACGUUUUUGGAGUUAAGAAAGAGAACUGACCAUCCUGAUGCGUCCCCAGGAGAAACGGCAAAGGAAAGCCACCUCCCAUGGAGUCAUUAUGACGAUUAUCAUUCCGGACUGGGCCAGCGGGAACACACUGAGCCCGACCUAGCUGCACAGCCCCGGAGCUCAGACGUUAGCAGGGGGAUAACACCUGUCACCAGCUUGGGAGAGCGAUUCUCUGGGGAGUGGCGUCACUGAGGGAGGGAGCGGACGCAGUGUAAUUAGAAGGGCUGGUUAAGGUUGCUGCCCCAAAAGGUAAAAGGGGGCUCAUAUGCUCACUUGGUAGCAGAAUUGGAAGUGGAGUGCUGGAGCGUUGCGAGGAGGAAGCCCAGGCGCUCCAGUUCCUCUGAGAGCAGGCUGGGUGCCUGCAGGCACUCUGGUAUGCGUGCUGCCGGUGAGCUGGGCCCAGAGGCGUCUUGAAGAGCUCUACUGGGAAGAGUGGGGGCACUUCUGUAUUUCCUCCCUUCCCACGCUUUGGGAAUCAAGCUGUUCCUUUGAUUGAGGCCCUGGACCAGCGAGUAGAGGGAUGGUUCAGUAUUUUUUUUUUUUCUAGUAGGCUUAGAUAGAAGAGCAAGAAAUGCCGCAGAAAUGUGCAAGGGGAAUUGGGGCGGGGGGCAGGGGAAGCGGAAUCUUGGAAACCAAAUUCCUAGAAGCUGGGUCGGAUCUCUCAAACGGAGGUGUGGGGUAGGAAAGAAAAUAGUAGGUUCAGGUACUAUGUUCUAAAGGGAACAGAGUACUGGAGAAACUGUUCUGAGGGUAUCACCAGAAUUUCAGAUGUAGGUUUCUUUAUUACUUAUAUUAUUGACAAGAGAAGGUAGGAAAUAGGAAUUCCCAUCGGACAAAACCAUCACCAAUUUUCAUUUAUUCUAAAGAGUGCUUUACAUAUUGAGCAUGCAUGACAAAUUCUUUUCCCAGCCUCCAGACAGUUUAUGGAGCUGUCUUUAAAGAUUGCCUCACAUGUCUCAUGUCUACUCUGUUCUGAUCACAGGAGCUUAAGAUGUUAAACCCUCACAAAGUCCUUUCUUGAGGCUCUUCUUAGAACUGGGAUCAAACAUCAGUCUACCCACCCAUCUGCUGGCUUUGAUAGAGGUACUGCUACUCUCUUUGGCAACCUGGUUUGGGGUCAAGAAACCAAUGAUGCAGGCACCCACUGGGGUGGUUGUUUUAAUAUAAUAAAUAGCCAUUCAUAAAAACAGGUCUGUUUAAAGAGCCUCUUGAACAGUAGAAUUGUUUAGUAGUGUUGUGAAAAGUUUUUCUGCAGUAUCUGAGAUUCAGGGCUCAAAAUGUGAGAUCUACAACUCCCACUUUCCCUGAUCUGCUUUUUGUGAUUGCAAAACACACUGAAAUGACUAGACAUUCAUGGCUUCUCACAAAAGCAGAAGGUGCCAGUCUGGAUUCUGAGCAGUCUUGUGAAGUCAGCUCGUUUAGAAAACUGAACGGUGUGUUUGUUUUGAAGUAGUCCAUUUUCUUUUUCACCCUUUGGGAAGAACAUUUAUUGAUAUAGACAUUGAAUAGCAAUUGGGCUAACAAAGACUGAAAUGUAAGUUCCACAAAAGUCCCCCAAAUACAAAAUACAUGAAAAAGUAAACACGGGAAAAAAGUAACAUUUGCAUAGUAGGAGAUCCUUCUAUAACACGGAUAAUAGACUCUUAAUGAGAGAUUCUUAUCAAAGCAAAUUGCCAUUUCAAUUUUAACAAUAGAAUAAUAUGUGGGUAGCUCAGAAUUCUUAGGAAAGGGUGUUGAAGUAUGUGCAUCUGCCACUAAGAGCACUAGAAAAACAGAAGAGAAGGAGCUGGAGGAAUAGAAAAAAAAAUAACCUCUAUAAAAAGGGUCACUUUGUCCAAAUCUCAAACACGGGGCUUCUGAGAACGUGGCAGGAGGGAUCAUAGAUCUUGACUUUGAUCUACCACAAGGACAAAAGGGUCACCAAGGAAAUGGUCAGAUCAAUUGUAAUCAACAAUUAGUUUUUGAGUGGCUGUUGUGUGCCAGCCCCUGUGCAGGGUGCUGAGGUGAUAUGCAUGAACCAGACAUGUUUCUGACUUCCACAUGUAAAAGGACAGACAGCCGUGAGCACAAGCAAGAUAAGACAGGGAAUGAUGAGCUGAAUGUCAAAGUAAGGCUGAAAAAAAGAAAGACAAAGGAAGGAAAGGUUGAUCCUGCUGGGAGAUCAGACUUUCUGGUCAAAAUAAUAUUUGAGAUAGGUCUAGAUAUAUGGGCAUAGUUUAGGCAGAAUGGCAGUGGUGGGUUCGGAGGCAGAGAGGAUAUUCAACGCUAAUAAAAUGUGACUAAAAGCUUUAAUGUUGGAAUGUCAGAUGCUUGGUUGGAAACAUCAGAAGCAGGAAACAAAGUAGUAGGUAUUCUCUUCUCUUGCAGGAUUUCCCAGGAUUUCUGUUGAGAGUAUGCGUCCUUGUACUAGUUUUAUUUGUCUGGGGAAAGGAAAUUUCUUUUGCCAGAAAGAAUAUGUCAUUGGUAUACUGAGAACAAAUACUUAGAUUCCCAAAUGUGGUUAAAGGCUUUGAAAAUUGGAUUAUAUUUACUCAUUCAAA
Macaca mulatta (Rhesus monkey) is the source of this 5131-nucleotide messenger RNA. It is a transcript of the gene RXFP3, whose product is annotated as relaxin family peptide receptor 3. Gene Ontology annotation, biological process: positive regulation of cytosolic calcium ion concentration; immune response; cell chemotaxis. Lineage: Eukaryota; Metazoa; Chordata; Mammalia; Primates; Cercopithecidae. Gene Ontology annotation, molecular function: C-C chemokine receptor activity; C-C chemokine binding. The record is from RefSeq and is a predicted model, not a curated record. Gene Ontology annotation, cellular component: external side of plasma membrane; membrane.